Enterobius vermicularis (human pinworm) is the source of this 1568-nucleotide messenger RNA. The record is from the annotation of a GenBank genome assembly. Lineage: Eukaryota; Metazoa; Nematoda; Chromadorea; Rhabditida; Oxyuridae.
AUGGCUUUUUCAAUUAGAAAACACAAAAAAACACAAAUCAAUGAUCUGCCGAGGAGUGUACUAAAGUUCAUCUUCAACAAUUGUAGAUGUCAGCCAGUUACACGCGGCCGAGCGAGAUCAGUUUGUCAUUUGUGGCGAGAAAUGUUAGAUGAAGUUGACAAGGAUCGGGAAAGCAGUAAUGGUAGUGGGCACGCCAGACUGAUGAUUUGUGAUAGGAGGAGAGCUAUUUUGGAGAAAAUAACAGCUCCUCCAUGUUGCUCCUACGUAAUUUCCGAAAUUGUUGGAGUCAGGAGUGCUGUUUAUUAUGAAGAUACAUUUGCUCCUUCCACCAUGACGGAACAUGCUUUUAAAUUUGAUUUUGACUAUUGGACUCCAUACUUUGAUAUAACAGAAGUGUGGCUAACAAAUUUUGGUUCAUUUUUGGAAAGGGAUCAAACGCCCCAUGUUAACUCACCUUUAUUCGCUUCCGGAGGAGCUUCAGCAAAAGGGGGAUUUCACAAAACUGGAUCUUAUGGAGCGACUCCUCCCAUUGAUACAACUGGCGCACGGUACACACGUACGCAAUUACACCGGAGCGAAGGCUCGACGAUUAAUCCAACGGUCAAUACAACUACUGUUAAAGCAUACAAUUUGUUACCUUCAAGUCAGAAGCCAAGCCUUGAAUCAUUGGUCGGCGUGGCGGAAUUAACAGCAGAUAUGUGUAAGGAGUUGGAAGGGAUUUCGGCAGGGCGAUUCGAAAGACUUGCGGAAGUUUUCAAAGAUAUUCAGCCACUGAAUAUUAUCUUUAAUGACCAGUCGUUCUAUCAGAAAAGACCUACUUUGCUUCUGUUUUGGUUUCUGCAAAUGUUGCCUAAUGUUCGAAAGCUGACAUUUGAUAACAUACAGGGAGUUCAGAGUGUAGAACUUCAUAAGGUUAUAUCGGUAAAAGGGAUUGAUGAACUAACAAUUAAACAGCCGAAGGAAAAAGCCUGUAUCUUAGUUGACGAUGCGCUUUUGCUUUCUUUUUUGGAAGUUGAGCGUAAAGAUAGAAGGAAAUUUCGCUUGCGUUUUGAGGGGAAAGAUGCAACUACAAUUGGUGGCUUGUUGAAGUUUAUAAAAAAGUGGCAGUCUAAAAGCGAUAUAAUUCCAUUUUACACGAUACUAGUUGAUGCACUAGCAGUGAAUCCAGCAGAUUUUGUUCGUGCAGCUAUUGAGCCAGAAGACUAUAAUAACAAUCAAGUCAACAACAAGAAACAAGAAGCUAUUCUUUGCAAGCGACAGCUCAUGUUCCGCCACCGGCGAUCGAAAAACCAUUCUAUCAAGUACAAAUACGAAGAUGGCUAUUUAAUGUUCUACUACUGCGAUGCUAAGAAUCCUCCGAAAUUGCCGGAAAAGUGUAAAGCUGAAGUGUCAAAAAUUGUAACUUUUACCUCAGUUUCGAACAAAACCCUAACAGAGGGGGAAGAAGAGGAGCGUUUGCGUCAAGAAAAGGAGCACAAAAGCAACGGUGGAGGAGGUUAUGCUUCUAGUUUGAGACGGUUUCUAGGCAGCUUUGGAAGUUUUACAACCGUGCGAACGACGGCAUGAGU